GCAGCAGCAGCGCCGCCGAGCCGCUUCAGUUUUGAAGCCGUGGCAUGAAUGAUCUCAUCUCGACCUGAUCUCCGCGCUCUCCGCCGUCGAUCCUAUGACCCAGACGGGAAGAAAAGCAGACAAAUACGAGGAGUCUUGCUUCAGACUGGCCUAAAAUGGGCAGAACUGGUGCUGAACAAAAGCUGCUUGUCGCUCGUACAAAAGUACUUGAAGCGUUGCAGCCGGGACCAAGCUGCAUUGCUAUUGCCUGUGCCUCUCAACAGGAAAGCAGAGAGACAACAUGUUCCCAAAGGGCACCAAGCGCAAGUUCUCCGACUCCGGAGAGGAGGCCGUCCCCAGCGGUGACCAGGUCCCGGCGACGUCGUCGACGUCUGCAGCCGUUCGGACACUCUCGUCCUCGUACAGCCUGCAGCGGCAGUCGCUGCUCGACAUGUCGCUGAUCAAGCUGCAGCUCUGCCACAUGCUGGUGGAGCCCAACCUGUGCCGCUCGGUGCUCAUCGCCAACACGGUGCGGCAGAUCCAGGAGGAGAUGACCCAGGACGGCACCUGGCAGAUCAUGACCCAGGCCCUGGCGGCGUCCCAGUGCCCCGCCGACCGGCUAGUGGCCACCGAGGUGCUGUGCCGGCAGACCGACCCGGCGGCCCAGGCCGGCCAGAGCCCCAAGCCCUUCUCGGUGGCCGGGCUGGAGGAGGGCUACCACGCCGAGGAGGUGGUGAUGGAGGGAGACGUGGAGACGGACGUCAGAAUGUCCAGUUUGGCACCCGUCUCCCCUCAGCUGUCCUCGGCCUCGUAUCUCGCCGGCCCCUUCGGCAUCGGGCCCUGCUGGGAAGAGGAGGAGGAGGAAGACGAGGAGGAGGAGGAAGAGGAGGAGGACGGCGACUGUGAAGAAGACGAAGAGGAGGACAGCGAGGAGUGUGCGUCGGAGGGAGAGGAGGGGGACCGGGACCACCUAAGUGCAGACUCCAGGACAGGGGAGCAGGUUUUUGGGACUUUUGAGAUCAAACACCCGGCGCCGCCCCCCGACCCGGCACUGGAAGAGCUGUUUUCCGACGUCGACCCUUCCUACUAUGACCUUGAUACGGUGCUGACGGGAAUGCAGAGCUCUCCAAAAAUGGGGCCUUAUGAUCUGCUGGAGAGCCUGAGCUCCCACGGGCCCACGGCGCUCACCUCCAGCUCCAGCUGCAGGUCAGACCUGAACGAACUGGACCACAUCAUGGAGAUCAUCGUGGGAUCUUGAAAGACGCUCAGAGAGCUCGUACCGAUCCCACUGACUCUUUUCCGACUAUGCACAGUAAAUGUGCGCUGUUUGUGGUGGUGUUACGCAGAGAUUGUUGGGAGGAUUUUGGGACAACGUGGGAAACUUUGGGAUAAAAUGAACAGAUAUUCCGAUUGGCUGUUACAAAUGUAGUUGGUCUUUUUAACGGCCUUUUCAGGAUCCGUCACCCCUUUUAUCGGUUGUAAAAGUUAAGAUGGUCAAAAUAAUGAAUUUGGGGCUUUCACGAGCUUUCCUGGCCUAAGAACAAAGCAGUUAGUUUCCUACCUUGUUGGUGAAAUCUUAAACUCAAUAUCUGUGAGAAGGCAACGAUAAUUGCCUAUACCAUGAUGCAAUUUUUAUUCACCUACUUUCCAUGUUUUUGUCCGUCAUUUAUUCUGUCAUACGUGCUCCUUCUGGUUAUACUCUGUCUUUAUGUCCAGUUCUAUUUAUUGUUACAUGGACCGAGGAACAAUUCACCACACUACAUGCAUCAGAAAUCAGAACAAAUUGUAAAUCCAAAUCUAUGAAUCAAUGCAUAUUUUCCUAGAGAUUUGAGCAACUAUGAAUGGAAUAUAUGUAUAUGUAUGUAUGUGUAUAUAGAAAUAUAUUUUUUGCAUUAUACGGUCGGGGGAUUUUGAAAGCAUCAUUUGAUAUUAUUUUUCCCUCCUACGCGGUUUUUAAAUUUUUAAUGUAGCCAGACUCGAGACAGUGUCUUCCCAUGGUUUGGUAUAACAAGUCGGCUGUAAGCGAUGUCAGGACUGGCAUCGUCGUGUUCAAAGGCGCUGUUCUUCUUUCUCUGAAAAAGCUUUACGCAGAGCAGGGAAAUUACUUCCGAGCAACCAAAUGUGGGUAAAGAUUCGUCAGCUUCUGGUAAUUCUGCAGUAUGGACUUGAGAAAUUACUCAAUUUUCCUGCUCUACUUCAAAUACAGAUCCAAUAAGACAGUAUAGCAUCGGGAGAAAUCCCAGGGUGAUAACUGCAUCAAGAAGCCAUAUUUCUUUCUCUCAUUUGUUACUACAAAUAGAAUUCUGUGUUAACCCAUCUAAUUUAUUGUUUUUAUUUAUUGUAUUUAUUUUAUCUAGGUACAGACAUGCCAUAUUGACUUAAAAAUUCAAACAUACGGCCCGGUAAAAAAAUAUAUUUAUCCAAAUUUUGCCCUGAGUUUUCAAUGCAGUACCUAUUUAUUCCUUUUUUUUCCCCUUUCUCUUUCUUUCUUUAUUUUAAAAGUAAAAAUUACAAUAAUAUCCGGGUUAAUAUUCAAAUUACUAUGCAGCUCUAUCAUACAUCUUUCAAAAUGACUGUAUACAGCUCAAAUGUCCUUAAAUUUCUUUAUGCAAACAGUUGCCUUUGUUCUAAAUAUGUGGGAAAAUCAAAUGCAUUUUUCAAAAUUGUUAGGUAUCAGAAUGAAGAGAUUUACUCAGGCAAACAAAAUGUAUUGACUUAAAUACAGUAUUACGACAUGCUUAAUACCUUACCACAACACUCCUGAAGGAUGUCACUCUAGUCUGAAUGGGAGCUAGAACUUCAAAGACUAAUUAUCGUUGUAAAAUGUAUGCAUUUUUUAUAUUAAAAACAUUGUAGCAUCUUUGUAAAUAUUUUUUAUAAUAAAAGGUGUAACUAUU
This is a messenger RNA of Cololabis saira (Pacific saury), 2876 nucleotides long. RefSeq names its product cell division cycle associated 4 (gene cdca4). Gene Ontology annotation, cellular component: nucleus. The record is from RefSeq and is a predicted model, not a curated record. Bases 281 to 1237 code for a protein of 318 amino acids. Gene Ontology annotation, molecular function: transcription regulator activity. NCBI's taxonomy places the organism in Eukaryota, Metazoa, Chordata, Actinopteri, Beloniformes, Belonidae. The transcript has 3 exons.